Saprolegnia diclina VS20 is the source of this 780-nucleotide messenger RNA. RefSeq lists its product as hypothetical. The transcript has a single exon. The record is from RefSeq and is a predicted model, not a curated record. NCBI's taxonomy places the organism in Eukaryota, Oomycota, Saprolegniomycetes, Saprolegniales, Saprolegniaceae. Bases 1 to 780 code for a protein of 259 amino acids.
AUGGGCGUCAAUGACGACCCCACCGCGACGGUCACCCUCACGCUCGAGCAGAUGGACGAGCUCUUCAUGAAGUUCGUUGAAAACAACGCUUGGCUCGGACCCACCGGCGUCGACCUCGAGCUCGCGGUCGCGGCGCGUGUGGCCCUCGAGAAGCAGCGGCUCGAGACGACGCAGCGCGAGGCCCAGCGAUUGGAGGCCGAAGUGCGCGCCCGUGUGCAGGCCGAAACCCAGCGCCUCGAGGCAGCCCAGCGCGAGACCAAGCGCAUUGAGCUGGAGGUCGCCAUGCGGGUGCAGAGCGAAACGAUGCGUCUCCAGGCCGUCCAGCGGGAGGCCCAGCGCGUCGAGAGCGAAGUGUGGUCCCGGGUCCAAGCCGAGCAAGCGCGGCUGACCGAGCAGCGGUCGACCGUCGUUCCGGCGAGCGGUCGCAAGCCUGUCGCGGCCCGCCGCCCGCCACCCGUGGCGAUCCCCGACGGCCCGGUGCGCGCCGUGCGUGGGCCUGCCGCGUCGCCCGAGACUAUCAUUGUCAAGCCGGCCGUGGUCCAGCCGGUGACGACGCCCAAGGCUCCUCAAAUCGACCAUCCGUUGGUGUUGCCUGUCGAAAAGUCGCCGGCCGCGCAGUCGACGAUCGAAGCGGCGUUUGCGCGCCAGAGGAAGGCCAUCGACAAGAAGAUCGAGGUCAAGCGCGAAGUGGUUGCCGACGCACCGGCGACCGACGAGAAGCGCACGCGCGCGCGUCAGAAAGCCCGCGCCGACGUGAUCGCGAUCGACGACUCGGACUAG